AUGGUCCUUUCUGCGGCUGCAAGCUUUUUUGAGCUAGACUCAAACAACAUGGACACAAUUUCGCUCUCGUGUUACAUUUUCUGCUGCAUACCACUUAGAAGACCUACAAAGCGCAAUUUAAGUAGUUCUGUCGCGUUUUAUUCAACAUGA
Messenger RNA from Plasmopara halstedii, 150 nucleotides. RefSeq lists its product as uncharacterized. Bases 1 to 150 code for a protein of 49 amino acids. The transcript is spliced from 2 exons. NCBI's taxonomy places the organism in Eukaryota, Oomycota, Peronosporomycetes, Peronosporales, Peronosporaceae. The record is from RefSeq and is a predicted model, not a curated record.